UCAGUUUUGAUUCUCUUAUAGAUCAAGAAUCUUGGAGGAUAUCCUUUGGGAUUCCUCCCUCGUCAAAUAUUUCCAGAUUUCAAUCUGACAAGAAACUGUAAUAACUUCUCUUGAGUAAAUGCCUCUUUUCCCAAAGAGGUGUAUUUUCUCCUUCAUCUAUGAGCCUCAGAUAGUCGGACCAGAUCUCAAACUUUUAACUUCCUACUCAAGCUAUGCGUAGUAGGUGGUCAAAGGCAAUCAUGCGCAUCAAAAGUCGUCGUAUGUUUUCAAAUUUUGUUUGAGGAAAAGAAGUCGUAGCCUACUCAAAACUCUACGGAUUGUAGUAUAUAUGAUGUUCCUUCGCUGGAGAGUAAAUUAAGUCAAGCUGUGUAGACCCAUUGCACAGCAGUGUGGGUCACGAGUUUAUGUCGACCAUUGUGGUACCCUGGGCACUUAAAGCUGUCUAUAUUUGUGAAGACAGGCGGUCUAUGCAUCGACAACUUCCAGCACAUGAAAUUUUGAAACCUUGAACAAUUCUGUCUAAUUGCUCUCUUCGUCUUCGGCUCCCAUUUUUAAGCCGUCCUUGUCUUGCGCUCAAGAAACUCUACUGAAAAGUGCCGCAUAGACUACUAAACUCUCCCCACCAGUUUCCAUAAAGUCUGCUAGUUGGAACCAACAUAUUUUGAAAUAAUAGGGUGUGUGCCCUUGAGUCUAUUUUCGGAAAAAUAUUCUCCUAUGCAGCUUGUAGCCAUGGUUCGUAAUAUUUCGCAAAUAUUGAUGGGGGAACAAUCUAUAAUUUUUCGGGACAGGUUGUGUUGGUGCAUUGAAUGAGAAGUAUGGGCUAAGGUCUUCACAUAUACCGACCUUGCAAUAAAUGAUGGUAAAGUUGGACUUAGAGAUGAAGCCAUUUCUAUUUUCAAGCUCACAGCUGUGGCUAUGCAUGAAUAUGGUGGUGAAUCAUAGGAGAGUAGAUUUCUAUUGUGAUCAAAGGCUUUGUCUCCUCGUAGAUGUCUAAGUUGAGAGUGAAGAGAGAUGAAGUAUAGGUACUGUUAAAUAUAUUUAUAUCCUCCACUGCCUCUGCCACUUGUUCUAAGACAUGCUGUUUCUCCGUGAUAGGAUUUCUUUACGGAUUUACCUGAUGCCGAAUAGGCCGACGUUAGGCGACGCCUCCUCUGCAUUAGGAGGCGUCGGCCUAUUCGGCAGCUGGGCAUCUACAUUAGGACGAGACAGUUUUUCUUUUUGCAUUAAAUAUUUCCUUCGAAGCUUUUUGUGUUGGAAAUAUUUCAACCCCAAGGUCUACUCAUGAAAUAACCCAUUUUUAAUGAAAUUUUGAGCUGACUUCUACGUAGAACAGCAUAUAUUAAGUGGAUCAAUUAUGCUUAGGAACACACGUUGUGUAACAAAAGAAAUGUCACUGCUUUUGGGAGAUGACUUGCAAGUUGAUGUAAUCUCUGAAUACAGAUCUUGUGAAACAUUGUAGGAACACAUAGACCCCCUGGGCAUGCUGCAAUUUAUCCUCCAACGUGUAGGAAUGUGGAUCCUAUACACGUUCGGUACCAGGUCGAUGUCUGGAUGUCAACUUGUGGUGUGAGAGAACGUCAUUGCUCAGCUGUACCCAGUUGCAGUUGUUUGGUCCAUAACAUCGACCUCGACAGCGUCGAGGUCGAUGUUAUGGACCAAACAGAACAAGAAUAACGAAUUUGCUCGAGAUUCAUCGUCCUUUUGCCAAAAACGUGCAGCCAGGAAAAAAAUGCAUGUUCUUUUCUCAUGCGGAGAAUCUGUAAAGCCUGGAGCUGGAGAUAGAUGGUCGGAAAAAGCCCCUGGCAUUGCCUCCCUACAUAGCUAUGUAGAUGCACUUUCAGCCCUCUGAUAUUCUCUUCCACCCACCGCCCAUGGUGGUUCUUGGAACUAGGACGUAGCAAAGCGGUGAGCAUCUACACUGUGCGGCCAUGACAAGCUUUCUUUUCUUGGGAAUAUGGGUACUGUGAAACCCAUCAAGGCGGAGAGGUCGUUCCUUCGUUGUUGUUCUGUAUCCCUCAAGGCAGGCCCUUGUCCUCUUGGCUGGAUCACACAUGUCCCGACUCUCUUUCGUAAAGUGGUUAGUUGUUUGCACAUGGAGUGAUUGAAUGGAGGCUUUCACUUGACUAAAGCAUUAAUUGAAUGAAUGCGCAGCCCAUGGAAAAGGACGCUCAAUUUCCCUACAGGCAUGUCCUCGUGAAGCACAUCUUUCCUUUACUAGUAAUACUCAACAUGCUGAACAGUAUGCAAUUGUCUUCUUCCCCACUUGAACACGUUGCUUCAAAGAUGGGUUAAGAAUGGUUGUAACUGUUCUCGUUUCAACUUAAAAGGUUCAGAUUCAUGAGAAGCGGUGAGGGGUGAUGGAUUCUGGAAUGUGCUUAGAAUGUUCAGACGCUCUAGUGUAUCUUCGAGUAGAAAUUUGUAGGCUUGGCCUACCAUGCACGGUAAGUUCAAGGGAUCCUGGCCAAGGUGAGAACAUGGCUGACCUCACCAUGGUUAUCCGAAAUCACCGCCAGGUGCACAAUCUUUGUCCCAACUAUGUGAAUGCAGACUUCUGUAUGACGAUCACUUGUACUUUGAUGACCCAUCGAUGGUGGGAAUAUUUGCAGAUAUCUUUGCACUCACCUUUUUGGCGCACAGGAAUGUAAGUACAUACGGAGUUAUGAAAGCCUUUUCUACCUGCGGAAAAAUAUGUUCCGAACGACGUGACGCCAGCCAGUCCCGGUAUCUCAUUUGGUUCCUAUCUGAAAUAUCGAUCAUGCCAUACGUAUUAUGACUCUACAUCUACCUGCAGAAACGGCCAUCACUCUGAGCAAUGAAGUACUGCUUCAUAUUCCCAUCUUUCAUGAGAAGCACAUGAUAAAGCUCUCAACGCGUACACGAAAGUCAAAGAAUUCGAAUGAUGUUCGCAGUAUUGUAAUAGUUUAUAGGUGGUUCUGUGUUGCUUUCUCAUAUGAACGUUGAGGACUUGGAGAUUCCCGAAAUGAAAUCCACGAAACAAAGCUGGUGUUUUCAAAACUUCAGCUUUUGGCAGAUAAUGCAAAGCUCCAUCACUUUGUACAUCAGUGGACUGACAGCUGAGAGUCAGAAAGGAAAUGAAUCCCGCGGAAUCAAUCUUCCAUGGGAAGGUGUGCAACCACUGAGCAUCUACAUCUCGAGUCCUGUCGAAUUUCAGCCGCUCUAGCUGCCGUGGAGCAUGCUGCAUUCGAUUGAUGCUAUCUCAGAAGAAAAGAGGGAGCUAUCGAGUUCAUUGUCAAAUAGUCAAAGCGAGGAAUUGGCAACAACCUCGGUUGACUGACACUGAUGGACUGGGAUCAUGGAGCAUGAAAUCUCACCAUGCGCUACAUGAUUGUACAUAAUGCAGUUGUUCAGUCUUCACUGUAACCUAUGAAACCUUCAGACUCUUGGACCUUAAUGCAUGAUAGGGUCAGAUGUUUUCAAGCUCCCUACAACCUUUUUGGAGGCAAAAGCAGCCAAAGUUUCAUUCUGGAAAAACAGUUGAAAUCCAGCUUUAGAACUAGCCAUAUUAUACAGUCUUUGUUCUUGCUGACAUCAGAACAUCACAGAUUGAUUGAACAAGAGCACACUGAACUUUCAUUGUAGAGGAACUUCUGGCCGGUCGAAACAGGGUUCGGUAUGCUGAAAGGGACAGCUUCAACAGAAUCCAAAAAAGCCACGGUGGACAUGGAAAGAGAACUAUUGCCUUCCCCUUCCAAAGAUCCUAAAGCACUAGUACUUGGAUUAGCAAGACACGCAUCUCGGCUACGAGUUCGUACUCAUAAAUCAGGACAGAAUACGCUAACGGGUGGCAAGCCUUCAGAAUCCAUCACCACUACGUACUAGAGCAGACUGUAAGCUCCGACUUUUCUUUUUUUUUUAUUCAUUGUAUAAACUCUGAGAGUUUUCUGUUCAACCUACUGACUGACCGACCUUACACAAUAGCUUCUGAAUGGAAUGGCACCCUUCGAUGGCGAUCACCUUUAUUGACUUGCGCUGUGCUUGCACUGUGCCGGUUGUCGGACACUCGACAAUGAGCUUGAAUGACUCUAUCUUCCACUAUGAGGUCAGAGCCUGAGGUGUAGGCAGAAUCAUACGAGCUUUGCAACCCACCACUAUCCUCGAGACUUUGUUGACAUACUUCGUGUACUCCCCGCCCCCUUUACUCUCACUGCAUCAGAGAUUUGAACGUUCAGAUCGAAUGAGCGUCACUCAUAGUCUGCCAUCGAUCAGUCGGCAGAGUUGCAGUUAUAAAAUGAACGCACCUCCUGGUCACAAGUUCCUUUCAAACCUUUCCACGACAUGUCAGCCAAUACUUUCGCUGAACUUGCUCAGAGCUCACCGUCGAUGAGAACUUUCAAUUUACCGAAACGUACAAUAGUCAGAAGAGAAGAGAGGAUGUUGAGGCCGA
This is a messenger RNA of Marchantia polymorpha subsp. ruderalis, 4405 nucleotides long. The record is from the annotation of a GenBank genome assembly. Lineage: Eukaryota; Viridiplantae; Streptophyta; Marchantiopsida; Marchantiales; Marchantiaceae.